AACGACAAAACCGUCUGUCGAGUCGACCGCAUUCAUCAUUUUCCUGGCGACGAAUCAAAAAGAAAAUUCAGUGCGGUGGCUUGCUGCUUUUUAUCGUGAAAUAACGGUCGAAAUCCGAAGUAAUCGGAUAAAAUCCUGUAGUUAAUUACCUAAAGAAACGAUGGAGUCUGAAAAUGACGUUUCCAUCGAGGAAAAGUCGGCUUCUCGAGAUGCGAGCCCUAGUGGUAGCGCCGUCGGUGGAUCUCCACGCAAGUCUCGUUCUCGAUCUCGUUCCGUGUCACGGGCGGGUAGUCGUUCCGGUGGAAGCCGCAGCCCAAGUGCCGAAGGAUCGGUAAAGUCCCGCUCGAGAUCGCGUUCCCGGAGCAAGAAUGGUUCACGUAGUCCGAGCCCGGCUGAGCCCCGUAAGUCUAGAUCCCGUAGCGGAAGUGCGAACGCAGUAAACGAAAGUGCAGAUUCGGGUCGGCGAUCGAAGACACCAGACGAAAGUCCGAUUAAGAAUGGUGAUCGGUCUCGAAGCGGAUCACCGGUUGAAGGACGAAAAAGCCGUAGCCGCAGUGUUGGCUCCAAUCGGUCAAAACGAUCGCGUUCUGCAAGCGGCGAGAAAGUAGAUGCCAAAUCCAAGUCUCGUUCGAGGUCUGGAUCCCGAUCAAAAAGUCGCUCCCGAUCAAAAUCUGGUAGUCGUUCUAAGUCGGGGUCCCCUGCGCGUGCAAAGUCUGGUUCACGAUCAAAAUCACGUUCACGAUCUGGCUCACGGUCUAAGUCGCGGUCACGUUCGAGAUCCAAGUCCCGUUCGAGGUCCAAAUCUAAAUCACGUUCGAGGUCUGGAUCAAGAUCCAAGUCUAGAUCCCGCUCCCGAUCAAAAUCCAGAUCACGCUCAAGAUCCAAGUCAGGAUCUCGUUCCAGAUCCCGUUCGAAGUCCGGAUCCAGAUCGAAAUCACGAUCGCGAAGCCGCAGCCGUUCGGGUAGCCGAAGUCGCAGUAGGAGUCGUAGCGGCUCGGCACGAUCCCGGUCUCGGUCUAGAUCCAAGUCUGGUAGCCGCAGUCGCAGUCGAUCCAGAAGUUCGCGUCGCAGCCGUAGUAGAAGUCGUAAAUCUGGGUCUAGAUCACGAUCGCGAUCGCGUUCUAGGUCUAGAUCGAAAUCCGGUUCCCGAUCGAAGUCUCGUUCGCGCAGUCGUAGCCGCUCAGGAAGUCGGGCCAGUUCGGCCAAACGCAGCCGAAGUCGUAGUCGCAGCUCAGCAAAAUCACGCAGUCGAUCCCGAUCCAGAUCGAAAUCCGGAAGUCGCUCGGUUUCGCCCGCAGUUAAGAAAAAACGCGGAGUACUCAGCGAUUCCGAGACAGAAGAAGGUGUCGAUCCGAGUCCUAAAAAGCGACCAAAGAUUACCGAUUCAGAUCAUGAAGGGGAAGAGCUGGAAGAGGAGCAAGCCAAGGCAGAGGAUAAAACUGAUCAAAGUCAAGAAGAACCGCAAACCAGUGCGAUUGUCGAUGCCGGAGAUUCAGAAGAUGAAGGAAUUCGUGAGGAUGGAGGCGGUGGUCGUGACUUUGUUAACGACUUUGAGAUGAUGUUGGCUCGCAAGAAAGAAGAGAAGGGGAAACGUCGCAAACGGAAUGAUAUCGACUUGAUCAACGACAACGAUGAUCUGAUUGCGCAGCUAUUGCAGCAAAUGCGUCACGCCGCAGAGGAAGACCGACAGCUUAACAAAGAGAACAAACCGGCUACCAAGAAAAUUGCGAUUCUAAAACAUGCCAUGUCGCAGCUCAUCAAAAAGGACCUUCAGCUAGCGUUUCUGGAGCACAACGUACUCAACGUGCUAACCGAUUGGUUGGCACCGUUACCCAAUAAGUCUCUGCCCUGCCUGCAGAUCCGAGAAUCGAUUUUGAAGCUUCUGUCGGAUUUCCCCUGCAUCGAAAAAUCGUACCUAAAACAAUCGGGUAUCGGUAAGGCUGUGAUGUAUCUUUACAAGCACCCGCGGGAGACCAAGUGGAACCGCGAACGGGCUGGCCGUCUGAUAUCCGAGUGGGCUCGGCCCAUCUUCAACUUGAGUACCGACUUUAAGGCAAUGACUCGCGAGGAACGCCGAGAGCGAGAAAUGAAGCAAAUGCCCAAGAAGCGUAAGUCGGCGCCGGAGCAGCCCAGCCAGGGCAGUUCCACAUCCAAAAAGGGGCUGCCGUUCACCGAAGCGGAUAAGGGAGCCCUCCGACCGGGAGACAAAGGUUGGGUACAGCGAGCACGUGUCCCCAUGCCCUCCGAUAAGGAGUACUUUGUAAGGCCGCAAUCGACCAGCGAUGUCGACAUGAGUAGGAUCACCAAGAAGAAAAUGAAUCGGUACGAGCAACAUCUGAAGAAGUUCAUCGAUGCUAAACGACUGAAGCAAAGUCGACGAGCCGUGGAAAUAUCGAUCGAAGGUCGUAGAAUGGCACUAUAGGUGCCUGUCCUUCUUUUGAUUCAGUUUUGUGUAGGUAAUUUUUAACUACUCUAGUUGAGCAACAAGCCAGGUAUGUACAGUUGAAUUCGCUAUUCUCCUUUAUUGCCCAUAAUUGUAUGCAACUGUCUUAAAAAAUCAUAACAACUACUGGAACUACUGCAAUCAUCGAGAAAAAUUCAGAAAUCCUAAUUUAAAUCGAUUAUUUACUGUUUUGAAUGGACACUCAGAUUCAUUGAAUACAUGGUUUUAUGUUUUCGAACCGGACAAACUCCAUGGUGGAAUACGAAUAAAUGCAAUAAACUAGCAAGUGCUGUUCGUUGAUUGUGUUUUGAAAACAAA
Armigeres subalbatus is the source of this 2761-nucleotide messenger RNA. RefSeq names its product IWS1-like protein. The record is from RefSeq and is a predicted model, not a curated record. The transcript has 7 exons. Gene Ontology annotation, biological process: poly(A)+ mRNA export from nucleus. NCBI's taxonomy places the organism in Eukaryota, Metazoa, Arthropoda, Insecta, Diptera, Culicidae. Gene Ontology annotation, cellular component: nucleus. Bases 161 to 2422 code for a protein of 753 amino acids.